AUGCUUCGUCGCAGUCGCAGCUGCAUGUGGCUGUGGCUGGCAUCGCCCAUGGCAAUGUUCUGGCUGGUCUGGGCACCUGAGGGUUCGCCUCUCUCGCCGGUGGCCUUCAGCAAGCCCGACAGCGAGGACCCAGUUGCACGGGCCAAGCGCCUGUUGCUGGAGGCGGAUGCUGUCUUCUUCGAUGUGGACAGCACGGUGGUCACCACGGAGGGCAUCGACCUGAUCGGAAAAUGUUUCGGCAUCAUGAAAGAGAUUUCGGAGUUGACCCACAAAGCCAUGGACGGGCACGUGAAGUUUCAGGAUGCCAUGGCAGAGCGCCUGCAGCUCAUGGCCGAUCAUGGCAUGACGAAGGACAAGCUCGAGGAGUGUGUUAAGACCGAAGGCGCGCCGCAGUGGUCGCCGGGCGUGCAAGAGGUGGUAAAGAUGCUGCACAAGCAAGGAACGGACGUCUAUCUAGUAUCCGGAGGCUUCCAAAACAUGAUCAAGCCGAUCGCGCUGGAGCUACACAUCCCUCAGAAGAUGAUCUAUGCGAAUGAGAUUUUGUUCGAUGAGAAGGGCAACUAUGCUGGCUUCGACCGAUCUGCUCCUACAUCUGCUUCUGGCGGGAAGCCGAAAGUUUUGAAGAUGAUGAAGCGCAAGAAGGGCUACAAGACCAUGAUCAUGUUCGGAGACGGAGCGACGGACCUUGACGCGCGGGCAAACGGACCUGCCAGCGCUUUCAUUGGGUAUGGUGGUGUCCAGGUGCGAUCGAAAGUGAAGAAGGGAGCGGACUGGUUCAUCACCAGCUUCCAGGAGAUACUGGAUGUGCUGCCAAAAGGCACUGACUUAUGA
This is a messenger RNA of Symbiodinium natans, 831 nucleotides long. The record is from the annotation of a GenBank genome assembly. Lineage: Eukaryota; Dinophyceae; Suessiales; Symbiodiniaceae.